Molecule: messenger RNA, 1323 nt
Organism: Telopea speciosissima
Lineage: Eukaryota; Viridiplantae; Streptophyta; Magnoliopsida; Proteales; Proteaceae
Product: adhesive plaque matrix protein-like
Exons: 4
Coding region: 1-1323 (440 amino acids)
Source: RefSeq, a predicted model, not a curated record
AUGCCGGCUACGAAGUCAAUCCAGACAACACUGGCCCAGCCGAAGAGAUACCUCCGGAAACCCACAACUCUCAACACGGCCAAGAAAUGCCCCAAGAGAGCAACCACCCUCAGCCAUUUAGUCAAACACAGGAUAACCCAAUACACCACCACCACCACCACCACCAACCAACAACAACAACAAAAGUUCCACUUCUACCAACAAGCAUCACCAUCACCAUCUUCUAAUCCGGUUUCAUACCCACCACAAACAAAUCCUUACCCGACACAGCUACCACGUGACGCACCGGCACAACCACAACCAUCUCAAACACCGCCGGCAAACUAUCCUCCUCAGAGUCAGUCCCCCACAGCAGCAAGCUAUCCUCCUAAGACAUCGCCGGCAAACUAUCCUCCUCAGAGUCAGACACCCACACCAGAAAACUAUCCACCUCAGAGUCAUACACCUAGAGCAGCAAGCUAUCCUCCUAAGGCAUCGCCGGAAAACUAUCCACCUCAGAGUCAUACACCCACACCAGAAAGCUAUCCUCCUAAGGCACCGCCUGCAAACUUUCCUCCUCAGAAUCAAACACCCCAAGUAGCAAACUAUCCUCCUAAGGCACCGCCGGCAAACUACCCUCCUCAGACACUACCAGCAAACUAUCCUCCACAAUCCAACCCACAACUAAACCCUCCUUUUCAUCAGAACGGUUAUCAAACUACUCAGCAGCCGCCGCCGCCAGUGCAGUUUCCACCUGCGCAACCUGUUUAUCAACAUCAACCAACAGUACAGACAUAUCCUCAGACGUUUCCGGCCGAUCACAAACCAGGGGUUCAGCCGACCGUUGCGGCAGCCGGGAUUCCAGUGCAACAAUCUGGAAUGAUGGGGAGUUACGGUACCAAUGCCGGCACUGAGGCUUGGACCACCGGCCUCUUUGACUGCAUGGAAGAUCCCCAAAACGCUAUUACGACAUUUUUAUUUCCAUUCUUCACAUUCGGGCAGAUUGCAGAAAUCAUUGAUAAUGGCCAUACCUCAUGUGGGACGAGUGGAAUAUUCUAUGGUGCAAUCGCGGUGCUGAUCUACAUGCCGUUCCUGUUGUCAUGCACGUACCGUACGAAGCUGAGGAGUAAGUAUGACCUGGUGGAGGCUCCUGCACCAGAUUGGAUCACCCAUUUCAUCUUUGAAUGCUGUGCUCUGAGUCAAGAAUAUAGGGAACUCCGCAACCGAGGCUUUGAUCCUGCCUUAGGAUGGAUUGGAAACGUGUCUAGGAAUCAAAACUUGCAACAUCAGCAGCAGCAAAAGGUUCAUAUGGUGCCUCCAAUGAAUCAAACCAUGAGGGGAUGA